Carassius gibelio (silver crucian carp) is the source of this 7459-nucleotide messenger RNA. RefSeq names its product RNA-binding motif, single-stranded-interacting protein 2. The coding region runs from base 203 to 1396 and encodes 397 amino acids. Gene Ontology annotation, cellular component: cytosol. The transcript is spliced from 15 exons. The record is from RefSeq and is a predicted model, not a curated record. Gene Ontology annotation, molecular function: mRNA binding. Lineage: Eukaryota; Metazoa; Chordata; Actinopteri; Cypriniformes; Cyprinidae.
GUUACACAUUAGCACUGACCUUCCUUCAUUGAAUUCAUUUCAGGUUUUGGCUUAUGUGGAUGGUCUCUCGAAAAAGAUGUUAAACAUUAUUACAGUUAGUAGAUUUUAAAAUGUUCACAAAAAAAGAAAAAAAGAAAAGAUCCCGCCUGAACUUCCUCUGACUGACGUCAGCCUCGCCGCUCCGGACCCCGCGCUGAGAAAAAUGCUGCUCUCCGUACCGCCAAGGACGGGAAUCAACCCCUACAGCGGAUACAACAGCAGGAACAGCAAAAAGCAAGCCUAUGUGUCCUCCAGCCACCAGAUGGCGCUGCUCAGUCUCAACACCAACAGUAGCAGCACCAGUAGUGCGGGAGGUGGGGAACAGCUGAGCAAAACCAAUCUUUACAUUCGUGGACUCCAUCCUGGGACCACUGACCAAGACCUGGUCAAACUCUGCCAACCAUAUGGAAAGAUUGUGUCCACCAAGGCUAUUCUGGACAAAACUACCAACAAGUGCAAAGGUUAUGGCUUCGUGGAUUUUGACAGUCCUGCAGCAGCACAGAAGGCUGUGACGGCACUCAAGGCCAGUGGAGUUCAAGCUCAGAUGGCAAAGCAACAGGAACAGGACCCUACCAACCUGUACAUCUCUAACCUGCCUGUGUCUAUGGACGAGCAGGAGCUGGAGGCCAUGCUCAAGUCCUUCGGCCAGGUGAUUUCCACUCGGAUCUUACGGGACGCUAACGGGACCAGCAGGGGCGUGGGCUUCGCCAGGAUGGAAUCCACGGAGAAAUGUGAAGCCAUCAUUCAGCAUUUCAAUGGAAAAUAUAUCAAAACCCCACCAGGAGUGCCAGUUCCCACAGAACCGUUGUUGUGUAAGUUUGCUGACGGAGGACAAAAGAAGCGGCAGAACCAGUCAAAGUACCUACAGAACGGGCGACCCUGGCCUAGAGAUGGUGAAACGGGAGGAAUGACGCUCCCAUACGACCCAGCAGCCUUACAGAACGGGUUUUAUUCUCCUCAGUACAGCAUUGCUCCAAACAGAAUGAUUGCCCAGACCUCUCUGUCUCCAUACAUGCCCUCACAAGUACCGUCUUACCAGGUGCACAGCCCGUCCUGGAUGCAUCAUCAGUCGUACCUCAUGCAGCCCACCGGGGCCGUUCUGACUCCAGCUAUGGAUCACCAGAUGUCCAUUCAGCCCACGUCUAUGAUCGGACCCCUGACCCAGCAGCUCAGUCACCUGUCGCUGGGCAGCGCUGGCACGUAUAUACCCAACGCAGCUAUGCAGGGGACGUAUAUCCCUCAGUACACCCCAGUGCCUCCCUCUAGUGUCACAUUAGAGGAAAACAGUGGACAACAGCAGGUUUCCAUGGAGACGCCUUCAGAACACACUAAUUAUUCCUAUCAACACAGCAAAUGAAGCUACGGUCCUCUGGAGGUGCUACACAGUGCUGGGGAUCAUGGGGAUCUCUCUGAGAUUUGGGGAUUACCACAGACAACCAACAGCAGAGGGGAUCCGGAUCACAAAAUGAGCGUGUAUCUUUUGUAGGACAGAAAGGAAAGUCGCUUAGCCAACAGCGGGAGACUGUGCAAAAGAGCUAUCAAUCUUUCAUCUAUUUUGAUAACAAAACAGAAAAAAAAGCAUUAAAAAAAUCAUGAUUUAGAAAAGGGUAAGGAAAAAACGUAUUAUUUUUUUCUUUUUUAAAGAACUACCCUGUUGAAAAAACAUAAACAAAACAAAAACAAACCCUCAUAUGCUGGUAAGGCAUGGUUUGAAGCAUGACAGCUAUUCCUGAGCUGCUUGUGAAACGCUCAUGUGCUGGUCCUGACUAGCUCCUGCUCAUAACCUAAACUAAUGAGCUUAAAACCAGCCCAAACCAGCUGCCAUGUUCAAACCCACACCUAACCAGCACAUGCUGUUUUCUUCAACAGGGUGGAUCAAAAAAGAGAAAGUUUUUUUUUUUAUUGUUUGUAAAAUAUGCAACUUUUUGUUCUUUUUUCUUCGGUCAGCAGCAGUAAGGUGUUUUGUUCCGAUUAAGAUGCAAACAGUGGAUUUUGUUUGUCUUAUAGUUGAAUUUGUUGUUUGAUAUUUAGGUGUUUUGGUGAAGAAACCAUUUAAAGCCACUUCUUUAUGCUGCACCAGUUUAAGAUCCUUCCAAGAAAUAGUGAUCAAAUCACUCUAAUUCAAUCAUCAAUCUCUGUAAGCAACAGACAAUCAUUAACUUAUUAUUUAUUGCAAAGGUUGGUACAUACCAAGGCAAUAUGGCUUUGUCUUUCAAGUUCAUAUGAAUUAUUAAAUGCAGAAAUAGCGAUUAUCUAGUUAUGUGCAUUUUACUUUUAAUUAGUUAUAGAAAUUAAUCAGAAUCUUUGUAAAAAAAAAUAAAAAUAUGAGGGGCAUUUUCAAUCGACUGAUUAGCUGUGAGACAGUUUGUGCCUAUCGUUACAGUGUUCAGGAUCAAUUCAUUUUUAUUUAAAAUUUAAAAAGUAUAAAUAAUUUUAUAGAAAUAAAGAAAUUCUGUAUUCUGUCUUGAUAGGGUUGAUUUAGGUUUUUUUUUUUUUUUUUUUUGGUAUAUAUACAGAAAUGAUACCAAAUAUUUCAGGUUUCUGAAAGCUGUUUUUUGUGUUUAAAUGUGCAUUAUAAUGUACACAGUGUUUCAUACAUGUGCGCUCCAUUGGCCUACAGUACAGGAGUCUAGAGGAAGUGACUUUAAGUGGUUUGUUAGUAUCAAAAAUAGCUCAUAAAAGUGAUGAGAACACAUGACUUGAUGAAGCUGUUCAGUAGCACACUGCUAGAAGUCAGCAUGUUUUAUUUGUGCUGUAGUACAGCAGAUAUGUGUCAGUCUGGUGGGAAGAACUGGUGUUUUGGUAGGCUUUAAAGAAAGAUCCAUCAAACACUUGCAGUAGGAGAAUACAAUCAUGAAAAGAGAAGACAAUCAAGGCAUUUGGUUUUUAUCUGGGCCCGGUUCCCCGAUAAAGCUCACUCUUAGCGUGCUAAGAAGACUCGAAAUAUAUAUCUUACCAAAGUUGUUUAUGUUCCUAAGUGUGUUCCCCGAAGAGUCCCUUAGGAAGCUUCUUAACUCGCUGCCUCUUACGUCCGACGUUACAAGAGCGCUGUCCAAAGUGAAGGUGCUGAAUUAGUUGGCAUCGAUUGCUCAUGAAACGAUUUUCCACUUCACGCGAUGGUGCAAUUCAGCGUUAAGAAAAACAACACACUCUAUGCAAAUGAAACAUUCCUCAAAUUAUUCCAGUAACAUUUAUUUUAACAUAGUUUAAGUUAUCAGUAGAAUAUAGACUAUAAAUUAAAUUAUCAAAUGGUCAGUAAUAUGUUCACACGAUAUGUUGUGACGGUUAGAGGAACCGGGUAUCCCUCGCUAAUCAUCCACCCUCCUUAUCCCGUUGUGCCACUUGUGCCGCUUCUUGACAUGGGUUUAACGAAUUAUAUAAUACACUUUUAUAUUAAUGGUAAGGUACUUUACAAUCAGAAUUGAUUGGCAAGCAGCUGCAGUUACUUCUGUUUACUAUUGUUGCAAUUGGUUUAUGUUUUUAACAAAAAGCAACUUAUCUGCAAUGAACAGAGAGAGAGAGUUAGAUGCAGAAUAUGGUGGGGAAGCAACGUAUAAAAGGGCACCAAGCUUCUCGUCAGGGGAACUUGAAGUUUUGCUGGACCUUGCCACCAAGUCGGAGAUCACACUCCUAUGGUCCACUAUAACCUGCAUAUUUAUGGUCGCGUAUCCCUUUCGCGAUAUUUCCUCCGGAUCAAUCACUGAUGAAUUAGCGAUAGUGAUGAGUGUGCCAUCCACCAGGAUGUAAUCCCCGGCAUGGCGCAGAAGGGCGUUGGUGACAGUGUGGACGCACCUCCACACAGAGGUCUUGAUUAGGCCGUUGCCCUCUCCCACGAACUCGAUAAAUCUCUCUGUAGCAAAAAACAAAAAAAUAACAACGUAGCGCUGGGCUUCAGGGCUUAAAGCAGAAUUCUGCCGCAUUUGCCUGGCAAGCGCGGGUCCGAGAAGGUCCAGCUGCUCCACAAUGAGUUGUCUUGGGAGGCGAUUUUUUUUUUAUAUAGCCACGUCAGGCAAAAUGUCAAAAGGGCUUAAGUUUUGCCGAAUAAAAAAAUUGACAUGGACUAAACGGCUCCGUCUUUGAUUCAACACAAGGACACGUUGGAUCGCUGCUAUGGUCGCUUACUGGACACCACCAUGCUUACCCAUUUAAAGAUCUUAGCCAUUUAGAGCCAAAUUGUUUGCCAGAUUUUAAUUAUCAAACAAUUGAUUUGCCAAUUCGCUUUAAUUACAUUACGAAAAAGCCUAGGCUAAUUACCACCAUUAGUUCUGAUACCACAUAAAGUCAACUUCAUAAAUAGCCCUGUAUCCAUUGCGAACAUAAUUUAUUAUGAGUCUUAAAAAAUAACAUAAAAUCAUUGUUGAGCCACAACAUUGUCAACAAACCAUAGUUUGACUUGUACUUCGCUGCGCUGGUUUCUAAAGACUGCUGUACAGUAGCGUCUUGAGCUCAAAUAACGCUAAGAGAGAGCUAACGAAUGUUCCAGACCAACCUUACGAAAGUGUGACUUACAGAAGAUAUACUUAGAGUACGAACUUGUCGGGAAUCGUGCCAUCAGGUUAAGAGAGAGGUUAAGGAAUAGGUUAAGAACUACUUAGCGAUAAGAAGGUUUUGGGAAACCGGGACCUGGCCUUUAUGUUAUGCAGGUUUUUAUUUUUUAAUUUUAUGGUCAAAAGUCAUUCUUAAAGGUACACUGUAAGUUCCGGCACACUAGUGCAUGUGUCGAGAUUGUUUUCAUUCUUAACUUUCUACAGUGGUUUAUUUUUACUACCAUAUUAACUUUUUUUUAUUUUUAAUAUAGUAUAGUUCACCCAAAAACAAGAAUUUGCUGAAAAUGUACUCACCUCAUGUCAUGUUUUGAGAUGUGUAGCAUUACAUGCAGUGAAUGGGUGUCGUCAGAAUGAGAGUCUAAACAGCCGAUAGAAGUUCACAGUAAUCCACAGCAAUGCAGUCCAUCAGUUCACAUCUGGAGAAGACAGAAGAUGAGUGUUUGUAAGAACCAAAUCCAUCAAGAUAACUAAAAUAUGAGUCCACAAUCCAUAAUAUUUCUUUCUCCAGUUAAAGUCAGGACAGAAAUCUGCACAGAUCAAGCACUGCUCACAAGCGGAAACAGAACAGAACAGCUAGAAACCAAUCUGUGGCUGGAUUUUAAUGUGACAGGAAAACAGGGGAUGGGAUUACUUGUGGAUUAUUGUGAUGUUUGGACGGCACCCAUUCACUGCAGAGCACCCAUUGGAGAGCUGUCCACAUUUCUCCAAAUCUGUUCCCAUGAAGAAUCUGAUCUUCAUCUUAUCUAGCCUGAGGGUGAGUAAAUGUGUUGAGUUUUUAGGAUGUUAAGAUGUUGUAAAACAAGACCAAUACUCUGAUGUUUUGCAGUGUGUUAUGGUGACGUGGCCUCAUCAGGUUGUGUGUUAUCAUGGCUUCGGUUCUGUACAGAAAUAUCUUCGAAAUGGUGCUGGGUUAUACAUGAGACAUGUAUAGCAGGAAAAAAGAUGAAAUGAGCAGACAGGAUAGAGAAGGACAGAAGCAGUUCUUCAGCAAGCGCAGUCGCUUUCUUCCUUCAUGCUGCUGUUGUUCAGUUUUUUAAUAAUUUGUUUUCACUGAUGUGUUUUGUUUUUAUCUUCUAAGUGACAUUAGCUGUAGUUUUGGGGCAAAGCUUUACUUUCUAAAAACUUGUUUUAGGUGAUGAAUUCAUUUGGUUGUGUGUGUUGAUUGCUGUUUGUUUUUAAAUCCCGGAGUCAUAGGAUUUUUUUUGUGUUUGUGUGCAAAGAAAAUACAUUUUCUUGAGUAACUUACAUGUCCUUAUGUCUUUUGCUGUGCUGUUUGUUUUACUUGAAAUGUACUGUCCUGGUCAAUCAUGAUGCACUUCUACAAGAGUUUGAAUAUCCAAAAUGAAACUUUUUGAUAUCAUUGAUUUUCUAAAUCAGUGUUUAAUCACUCACGAGUUGUUUUUGUACACUAAAACAUACCAAUAUAUGCUAUACAUUUCUUUAGAAAGACUUGCUCUUCUAUAGGAUAGAAACACAAGGGCUUAUGCAACACUAAAGACAUGAUGCUGGUGUUAUUUCGUUCAUUUGAGGGCUUCCCCUUAGUGCAUUUUACAUUUUAUGAAUUUAAAGCCAUGAUCUUGAUAGGAAAACUAUUAAAUGGUUUCAUUAAGAGACUUUUUACAUUUUUCUGGAAUGGCAUGAUGUCCAUCCAUAAAAAUACCUGCUAACUACUGGCUACUACCUUUUUGGAUAGUCUGACAUUACAUUCAGAUAAAUAGUGUCAUUGAAACUGAUUAAUACCUCUUCUACAGUUUACCAUCACUCAGGCUGAAAUGGAAACUAAUGGCAGUAAUUGAAAUCUUUGUGAUGCUCUUGUCUUCAGAUUCCCAAAGAGUCAGUUUAUUCUUGCAACCAAAGAUAUCAACGCCACCAAGAUACAACAUGCAUUUAGAGUAUGAAAACAAUCACAGUUGUAUAUUACUAUGUAUAUAUGUGUGUGAGUGUGUGUGUUUGUGAGUGAUUAAGGUCCCAAGUUAGUUCUCUACUGCAAAGAAACGGUUUUCCUGAUUUUGUCACCUUGUUUCCAUUACUUUGGCUUCUCAUCCCUUGCCCACUUUUCCCGUGUGAUUUUAGUGUUGAUGUUUUAAGCUCUGACAAUGCUAUGUCAAAUCUUCUGUCCUACAGAUAUUUCUGAAAUGAUACCAUACAAGUCACAUCAUGAAGGAAAACGGGGUUUAUUUUGGUUAUCAAACUUAUAAAUCACAUCACCUUUAUUAAACAAAACAUUAAACAUGGUUUUGAAACUAUGAAAUGAUGAUAUUUUGAUUUGAAUUCAGAUUUAUUACAUCCAUCUAAACUAUUAUGCAUGAUCAGUAAUUAGUAAGUACAUUUGUAGCUGCUAAUUUUUUUACCAGCUCAUUUCAUAUUUUCAAAAUCUAUUGCUGCUAACAUCAGGUGUUCAAGCUGUUCUCCAGAUGAAGCCAUAAACAACAGAACCAUUAAAAGUUAUCGUAGUGAAGCUAUAAUUCAAAACUGCAGAGUUCAGAGUUUGUUCAAUGUGCCUCAAGAAAUUAAAUUAGUUUAGUUGAAUUGGGACGGUAGACGGUAUCUAGAUCUCUAGAAGUGGGUGGUUGUACAGAAGUCAACACUGUAUGUUUGUGAUGCUGGUGGAUUGUCUCUUGAACAGCUUUUUAAAAACAUUAUUUAUACAAUAAGACAUUUUGUACAGGUAGCUGAAGAAACAGUUUGGUGGUUUGUUGCCUGUUAAUCAGAGCUUUUAGCUGGUAAUUUGUUUUCCUGUGCCACGGUUUCUGAUUUUCUGUUAAGGAAUAUAUUGUUUUGUUUUGUUUUUUUUACAAAAAUGUUCUUGUUUUUGUUUGUGCCUUUUUUAACUGAUCUCUCGAAUUCCCUUUUUUAAUAAAAUCUCGUUUGUA